Messenger RNA from Sclerotinia trifoliorum, 2315 nucleotides. NCBI's taxonomy places the organism in Eukaryota, Fungi, Ascomycota, Leotiomycetes, Helotiales, Sclerotiniaceae. The record is from the annotation of a GenBank genome assembly.
GAACAAAAAUCACUUAAUCACGUUACCGUACCAAUUCACUACGGCCCAAUCUUAAAUCUUACAACUAGGUUGUAUUUAUAUCUUAUAUUCUUGCAUAUAACUCACAGCCUCUCGAACACUUGUUCCCGAGACACAAAGCAAAUCUUCGAGACACGGUACCAUAUUUUAAAACUUGGUACGAACGCUUGAUCCAAGCGUCCAUCACAUCCUAUAAUCCUCUUUCUUCCUCUUUACCUCAUUUUCCUAGCCAGGAAAUAAAUUUCAUCACACCAUGGAUAUCAAAGAGAUAGUUAAUUCAAAAGGUGCGAAAGGAGCGGCGGCAGCGGCAGCGGCAUCGGCAAGUGGUCAGGCUCAAGACUUACACUUACUCCAAUCCAUAUCGCAAGCCAACGGUUUACGCAUGUCUGAUGCUGGUUCCGAGAGAGGUAAUUCUCCUCAUGGCUCUGAACAUUCUCAAUAUUCUACUCCACGGAUGGGCAUGAAUGGAAUGAACGGAGCACCAAAUGGCAUGCGCUAUCCAUCACCUCCUGGUAUGCAAAAUUCAAUGCCAAUGAUGCAACAACCUUAUCGUCCUGAUGUUGCUUUCGACAAUGGAAUGAUGUCUACACAACAGCAAGAUAACACACGUCAACGCCAGCCUGGCGAUACCACUGUUACAAAAGCUUUCCCUUGUAGCACCUGUGGUAAAGGAUUCGCCCGUCGAAGUGAUCUUGCAAGACAUGGUGAGUUCUUCUACACAACAUUACCGAGAACCGAGCACUAACAGUUUCUUUAGAGCGUAUUCACAGUGGAGUUCGACCUCAUGUCUGUGAUUAUCCCGGUUGUGGUAAACAAUUCAUUCAAAGAUCCGCUUUAACAGUUCAUUUACGUGUCCACACUGGUGAAAAGCCUCACACUUGUGAACGUUGUGCAAAGGUAAGCAUUCCUGUAUAACGUAUAAUAUAGACAAGUUUUACUGACUUUGUGUAGCCCUUCAGUGACUCUAGCUCUCUUGCCAGGCACAGAAGAAUUCAUUCCGGGAAGCGUCCAUACAAAUGCCCGUAUGCUGAUUGUCAAAAGACUUUUACCCGAAGAACCACUUUGACCCGUCACCAAAAUCAUCAUACAGGAACUGUUGAAGAAGCUGCUGCUGCAACCGCUGCUGCUCUAGCUGGCCGUCCUGGGAACAACCGACCCAGCAGACAGCGUUCAGAUGGCGAGUCGUAUUCGAACAAUGGAUCCCCGAUGUCAACACCUUCCCCAGGCCGACAUCUCUCUGCUUCUCCAAGUUCUGACAUGGCACCAAUGAAUAAUAUGCAGCGCCACCCUGGUGACUACGGAUACAUGAACAACAGCUCUUUACCAGGACAUCUUCGAGGUGAUUAUGGUGUACAAAAUCAGCCACCACCAGUUUCUACGGCUUUUACAAAUGGCAUGCAGCGACCUACCUCCCAUCCAACAGGUUAUGGCCCACCGAGCAUUCUAGAGCCUCCUGCCAACAUGGAACAGCGUCAACCAGGUAGCGCAAAUGGUAGCCCGCAUAUGGCAAACAUGGGUUGGCAAUCACCAUCUCAAAUGGCAUCUCCGUCGCACAACAACAAUUACGUCUAUCCGGAUCCCGAUCCCUAUGGCUCAGGCGCUGCGAUGGGCCAGAUGUAUUACCCAAACUCAAAUAUGAGACGACCACAGAGCACGGAGCCGGAACAAUAUGAUAUGAAACCAAGAAUCAAUGAGAUGUGGGCUACAGCUCAAUGAUGACAUCACAUUUUUCGGAACUCUCUUUCUAUUGCCUCAGCUUAUUCUUCGGUUUUCGUAGUGCAAUGAAAUCUUUCAUGGACUGUGCUUGAUACCCUGUACACAUCACGACUCCUUUCGUUUCUUUCUGAUCGUUCACUCUUACUGUUCGACAGUAUUGCAUACUAUCAAAAGGCUUGUUAUCUCGAUAUUGGCGUUUUUGAGAUUCUAUUGCGGUCUUAUACUUUCUAGGCGGUCUUCUUUUGGCGCGAAAUAAGGGUCUCUAGACAUCAUGAACCAAAUGACAUUAGUUUUCUGAUGGAGCAACUACGGGAUUGUGGACCAUGGAUCAUGGUGAUAGUUAUGAUUUUGCUGGGUCCCUCACCUUUCACAAAUUUUAUAUCUGGUAUAUCGCUUCACGUCGCUCCUUUCUCUCUUUCGACUUGCUCGUUCGACAAGUUACUCCUUUUGGGAUGAGAUGUAUGCAUUAGCUCAUGUGGUAAAUUGGUCGGCGGGGCCCAACUCCUUAACUUUUACUUUAUUGUAAAGUGGUAUUCUAGGGAUGGGUUAGUCUGGUUUGGGACACGGGUGGCGGGUGAAUA